Molecule: messenger RNA, 1062 nt
Organism: Sclerotinia sclerotiorum 1980 UF-70
Lineage: Eukaryota; Fungi; Ascomycota; Leotiomycetes; Helotiales; Sclerotiniaceae
Exons: 4
Coding region: 1-1062 (353 amino acids)
Biological process (GO): lipid biosynthetic process
Molecular function (GO): oxidoreductase activity; iron ion binding
Source: RefSeq, a predicted model, not a curated record
AUGAACACUCUAAUCACCAAUACCUCUUCCACUACUCCCACCUACACCUUAUCCUCACCAUUUCCUCGGCCACCUCUAUCCUCUCACAUAUCAGAUUUCCACCUUUCCCUCCUCCUUCCCGUUCUUGCAUACUGGUCUCUCUCUUUAUUCUGGUCUAUCAUCUCACAUUAUAAUCUCUUCUCUACCUAUCGCAUCCACACACCAGCGGAAAUCCAGACGCGCAACCGUGCGACAGCUCGCGAGGUCCUUCGCUGUAUUGUCUUUCAGCAGUUGAUUCAGACAGCUUGGGGUUUGUUCCUCGGCCAUGUGGUUCUGGGAACUCAUGAUUUGGUUGGGACUGAAGAAUAUGAUAUUGCGGUUUGGGUGGAUAGGGUGAGAAAUGGUGGUUCUUGGAUGGUAUGGAGCUUGAAGACGGGGAUGACGGCUUUGGGAUUUGAUCUUGCUAGGUCAAAAACUUCGUUGCGUCUUCCUCUUCAUAUCCAUAUCGCCACUCCUGACGGAAAAAUUAUUGCAUGGGAAGUUAUACUCGCACAAGUAAUAUAUAGAGUCCUUGCUCCAGCCACCAGAUUCGGCAUUGCAACAUUCUUCAGCGACUCCUGGCAAUACUUCUGGCAUCGAGCCAUGCACGAGAAUAAAUGGAUGUACCGAAAUAUCCAUUCCAAACACCACCGCGUCAAUGCUCCCUACGCCUUCGCCGCCUUUUACAAUACCCUCACCGAAGCCUUCAUUAUAGAUACCGUUGGAACCACUCUCUCUUUCUUCUUCUCCGGUCUCAGCAUGCGCGAAGCUAUGCUAUUUUCUACCAUCAGCGUAUUAAAAGGCGUAGAUGAUCAUUGUGGGUAUAAACUCCCCUGGGAUCCUCUACAAUGGUUAGGAGAACAAGGAACCGUGUUUCAUGAUAUUCAUCACCAAACUUGGGGUGCAGGCACGAAUUAUUCGCAGGUUUAUACGACGUUUUGGGAUCAUGUGUUGGGGACGGCUAGUAAAAUGAGUUCGGAGGAGAUGGGGAAACUUUAUAAGAAGGGACAGGAUAGGGCGGAGCGCGCCAAGAAAGGUGAUUGA